Messenger RNA from Drosophila nasuta, 3153 nucleotides. RefSeq lists its product as uncharacterized. Gene Ontology annotation, biological process: DNA integration. The transcript has 2 exons. Gene Ontology annotation, molecular function: nucleic acid binding. The record is from RefSeq and is a predicted model, not a curated record. Bases 1 to 3153 code for a protein of 1050 amino acids. Lineage: Eukaryota; Metazoa; Arthropoda; Insecta; Diptera; Drosophilidae.
AUGGCAGCGCAAAAGGGUUCUGAAAGUAGUAACGAUCAAGCAGAUGCCAGCCUAAAUGAGCUUGUUCGCCGUUUUUGGGAAGUCGAGAGCUGCGAGUAUGUGGCCACAAGGUUUAGUAGGGAGCAGCAGGAUUGCGAAAAGCAUUUUCGCAAAAAUGUUACUCGGCUACCAUCCGGUGAAUACUCCGCAAGAUUGCCAAUGAAGUCUAGUGUUGACUCGUUAGGGGAAUCAUAUACUCAAGCUCAUCGUCGAUUUCUCAAUCUGGAGCGCAAAUUGCAGCGGCAUCCUGAUCUUAGGAUGCAAUACUCAUCAUUUAUUGAAGAAUACUUGAAGUUGAAUCAUAUGUCGCGUGUUCCUGCUGAGACCAUUGAGCGUUGCAAGUAUUUUCUGCCACACCACUGCGUGCUAAAAGCCGAUAGCACGACAACAAAGCUUCGUGUUGUGUUCGAUGGUUCGGCAGCGACAUCCACUGGAUAUUCGUUAAAUGAGGUUAUGAUGGCUGGUCCUGUUAUACAGGGCAAAUUGAUGCAUAUACUUCUUCGCUUCCGUACAUAUCUGGUGCCACUAACAGGGGAUAUAUGCAAGAUGUAUCGAUGUGUGCGCAUGGCUUCAGCAGAUAGCUAUUAUCAAUACAUCUUAUGGCGCGAUUCGCCUAAUAAAGAGCUGCAGAUUUUUAAGCUGGACACCGUUACUUAUGGCACGAAGGCAGCGUCAUUUUUGUCGGUUCGUGCAAUGCAUCAGCUGGCGCAUGAUGAAGCAGUCUCGUUUCCGGUUGGAUCUGUUGCUUUGAAGAAUGAGUUCUACGUGGACGAUUUUAUAUCUGGAGGCGAUUCAGUUGCAGAGGUUAAGGUCAAGCUGCAGGAAACCGCUGCAAUUCUAGCUCGUGCAAACUUCAAACUCAGGAAAUGGUGUUCCAGUCAUGCCGAAGUAUUGUCGGAGAUAGUUGACGACGAGAAAGAGUCGUACAUGAGGUUCAGCGUUGGUAGCGAGAUCACAAAAACUCUUGGCUUAGCGUGGGAUCCCUCAUCGGAUCGGCUGCUGUUCUCGCUGUCGUUCUUAGAAGCUGGUUCCAAGCCGUGCAGGUGGUCUGUCUUAGCCACAAUUGCACGAUUUUAUGAUCCGCUAGGACUUCUUGGACCCGUCAUGACCAAGUCCAAAAUAUUUCUACAGCAGCUCUGCAAGGAUAAGUUGACAUGGGAUGAGAGUUUGCCUUUGCAGCGAUACACAGCCUGGGUAGAAAUGUGCAGCAGCUUUAAUUCCAUUUCUAGUCUUUCAUUCCCGAGAGCUGUUCCUGCUGCUGGGUGCCGUGUCGAAGUUCAUGGAUUUUGUGAUGCCAGCGAAGAGGCCUACGGCGCUUGCGUAUAUGUAGUGUCCAGUGGACGCACUUCUCAGAGUCGGCUGUUGUGCUCUAAGUCCAGAGUCGCACCACUCAAAACUAUAUCAGUUCCCAAGCUGGAAUUAUGCGGUGCUUAUCUUCUGGCCAAACUGCUUCAUGCAGUUAGAAACAUGGGUUUUCUUGAUGAGGAGUUCUUUUGCUGGAGUGAUUCAUCGGUGGUACUCUCAUGGAUAAAGGAUGAUCCAUACAAGUUCAACGUUUUUGUGGCAAAUCGCGUAGCGUCUAUUCAGGAUCUUACCGUCAACAUGAAGUGGCAACAUGUUGCCACGGCUUUGAACCCUGCCGACGUACUCUCCAGAGGUACAACUCCAGAAUGUUUAGCAGAGUCCAAGAUAUGGUUUCAUGGACCAGAGUUUCUUGCUGGAAAUCGAGAUGGAUGGCCUUCACAACGCUGCUUAGAGUCUUCAACGUUGGAAAUGCGUAGUAAGGUCAUGAUAGCCACGUCCCCGUAUGAUGAUAUCACUCUUCGUUGCAAGUACCUUAACACGUUUGCCUCAAUGCAGCGCGUAUAUGCGUUUGUGUUUAAAUUUGUUAAUCGUAUAAAGCAUCCAGGCCUCAACGUGGUAGAUGUCAACAAAGGCACAUGGCUGCUACUGCGAUUGGUGCAGUUGUCAAAUUUAUGGAGUGAUGUCAAGGAAAUUCGUUCGAAGGGCUUCGUCAAGAAAUCGAGUUCAAUCGCUUCUUUGUUGCCGUUCAUCGACCAAUUUGGACUUCUGCGUGUUGGCGGUCGGCUAGCCAAUUCAACUCUUCCCUACGAUGCUCGCCAUCCUAUUAUAUUACCUCGACGGCAUCCCAUUACGUUGGCGCUCAUCGCUCACCAUCAUAAAAAUAAUCUUCACGUUGGAGCUAGAGCAUUAUUAGCAAAGAUUCGGUUACAAUAUUGGCCGAUUGGCGGACUGCGAACUGUGUCGAAGGUUGUUCGCAAUUGCAUCGAAUGCUUCCGGGCCAAGCCCACUGUGCUCGAACCAAUUAUGGCCAGCCUUCCGAAGGAACGGUUUCUGAAUUCUCACCCCCCAAUCAAAUGCUACAUCAGCGUAUUCAUCUGCUUUGCUAGCAACGCGAUUCAUCUGGAGUUGGUGAAAGAUUUGACAACUGCCGCCUUUCUGGGAGCGCUAAAAAGAUUCGUGUCACUUCGUGGGAGACCUAAUCAGAUUUGGUCCGAUAAUGCGACUUUGUCGGGGCCAAAAAAUGAACUUCAUGAUGUCAAGAAACUUCUCCUCAGCGAUCCUCAUAAGGAGUCAGUUCAUCGUGUGUGCCUGAUGGACAACAUCGAGUGGAAGUUUAUUCCUCCUCGUUCCCCACAUUUUGGUGGACUAAGGGAAGCAGCAGUCAAGAGCGCAAAGCACCAUCUGUAUCGUUCUGUUGGUCGCUCUAUUCUCAACUACGAUGAGCUUCGCACUCUGGUUUGCCAAAUAGCGGCAAUAAUUAAUAGUCGUCCAUUGCUAUCAAUUUCAGAAAGUCCUGACGAUUUGGAUGUGCUGACUCCCGCUCAUCUACUGUUUGGUGGUCCUCCAACCGUGAUUUUUGAGCCGGACCUAAGUACGCUGGACUACAAUCGGUUGGAUGGUUGGCAGCGUGUCACUCAGCUGCAGCAGGUCUUCUGGAAUAGAUGGCGGGAGGAGUAUCUGACUCUUCUCCAGCAAAGAUCUAAGUGGCGCACUCCUGAUCGUCGUCUCCAAGUCAACGACGUGGUCUUGAUGAAGGACGAAAAUUUGCCUCCUUUUCGGUGGUGCAAUGAACACGGUGCAAUGCUGUAA